UGCAAACCUAAAAAUGCCUACCUUUGACCUUCGCCACCGCCGUCACUCGCCGAGCCCUUUCCUCCUCCCUUCGUCCAAAACCAAAAUAUCAGAACACCAUUCUUAAACUAGAAACCGAAAGGAAAAAACAUGCAAGCCAAAAACUUAUCUAGAUCGCCAUUUUCUGGUCAAUCUGGGGCAAUCCUAGUCGUUUCUUGGUUCGGCGAUAGAAGAGAAGAAGAGGAAGAGGGAAAAGGAUUAGGAUUUUGAUUCCUUUUAGGUUCUUCUUCGGUUCGAUUUCCAGAAAAGAAAACAGAUCGAGAGAGGAAAAAAGAAGAGUUUUGUUUUCGUUUUUCAGGUUUUCUGUUUUCAGGUUUUCUGCUUCCAUAUGAUCCCUUAUCCUCGUUUUUUUUAAAUUACCCUUUUGCCCUCUCUAUUUCGCUUAAAUUAAACCCUACUGCCACCUUUCUCUUCAAAAAUCGAAAUCCACUAAAAAAAAUUAACAAUGCCAUCCGUUGAACCAUGGCCUUUGCCCUGUCAUUUCUGAGCCAACACGUUUAGCCACUAGGCUAACACACUCAAAUUUGUAUUCUUGAUGCACUUCGGUGCUAUUUAUUAAUGUGGAGGUUGUGAUCAAUAUAUUCCAACAAUCAUUUUAUGACGAAAUUAUUUGACAGUCAUCACCCAAUUACCAAGAUAAAUUUCUAAAAAUUCAAAUCAACAUCUUAAUAAGAUCAAUAGAAUUUGUUGAGAUCACUUCGUAAAUCAUUCAAAACAUUAAAUUAAGGAAAACAUUUUCAUUCUCUUAUGAUUUACGUCAAAUCGUCAAUAGACGUACACAUCUCAUCGAUUUAGGUAGUACCAAUUUUGGGCGUUGUGGGGUGUGAAUACACUUCCCCACACGUAAUCGUACUCCCGAAUACAAAAUAUCCUAAUUCGCAGACCAAGUCUCGGUUUAGACCAAAGGUGUUCGGUCCACCACUAAUAAGGUCAAUGGCGACUCCGAGCAAUUGGCGACGGAUCCUCCCGAUUUCGAGGGGCGGUUGCGAUAGUGGCGACUCCGCUGGGGAACUUUUGAGAGUCGAGCUACAUAACUAAAUCAAUAAGCUUUUCUUACUUUCUUUUUGGGUGUUCUGUGUUUUACUAUAUUGUUUGAGCUUUUUAUUUACUUUAUAGUUAAUUUCAAUUCAUACAUAAAAAGCUUUAUACCCGAGCUCUCCUUUAGAAAUUACAAGGUGUAACGUGACUCCUACAAUAGUAGGGGAAUAUCGUGAAACUUACUAACCAAAUUGAACUCAAAUACGAGGUUGAUUUGAAGUAUUCGGCUAAGCUUGAAAGAGCACUAGUAGGAUACAACUUUGGUAUUUUCCUAGAUACCUUUACCAACUAUUUAGUAAGCUUAGCAGCCGCCCAACACCAUCUCGUAUAAACCUUGUCGUCAAAUCUUCCAUAACUUUUAGAUAUAUGUUUGCUUUUGAUGUGAUAAUUUGUGCGUUAUUGAUACUCAUAAAUAAUGUGAUUUUACUAUGCACAUAAAAGCUUUUCAAAAUUCAUGACGUUAGCAUUCAUCCUAUUCAAAAUAAAAAAAGAUAAAGCACAUGCAUCCAUUAAAGUCAUCUUUGCAUUUACACAUUCACAUAAUUUAUCAUCAUAAGCAUCAUAUAUACAAAACCGUUUAACAAACAAUAAAUUUGUCAGGGUUCCUUAAAAUUGCUCGCCUACGAGGAAAAAGUCAGCCUUCUAAGCACUUCACUAGAUCAAAACUCAAGGUCUUCAUGGAGGCAUUUCAGAAAGAGAUAAACGAUAUCAAUGGGAAGCUAACGGGGUUUGAUGAGAAACUGACGGGAUUUGAUGCGAAACUGGCAGGUUUUGAUGAGAUGAAAGGUCAACUCAGCACAAUUUUGAGCAUACUGUCAGGAAAAGGAAAGGGGGUUGCGACCAACGAAGAAGAAGCCAUAUUCGACGAAGAAGAUCACUAUGAACAACCUAAAGUAGAUGCCUCGAGUAGUAAAUUUAUUCUCAUACCUUUGAAGAACAUAGGUGAAAAAGAUGGCAUGGAACAACAAAGCAUGACAAAUCAGAAGAGACUGAGAAGCAUGAGGAACAUGGGGUUGAUGCUAUGUUGAAAGAAAAAUUAGAGCAUAUGAAUGAACGAAUAAGAAGCAUAGAGGGAUUUGAAUCCUAUGAGCCUAUGGAUGCAUCACAGCUAUGUUUAGUUCCAGAUGUCAUAAUUCCUCAUAAAUUUCAAAUGCCAGAAUUUGAAAGAUAUAAUGGCACUACUUGCCCAAGAAGUCAUUUGGUCAAGUGUGGGGGGACAAUGUGUCUCUCAAGUGUGGGAGGAUGUGCAUGCAUAUUUUUCGAAUGUUCAUGAUGAAUGUGCCAUAAUCGAUUAGCGACCUCCCAACGAUUUUUAAUAUAAGAUGUUUAUAGGUAUAUGUGGGAGUGUAUGUUAUCGAUUGCAUGCAUUUUUUUUGGAUUGAAUGGCUUAGAGAACUUACUUGGAAUCUUAUUGAUUAUCCCAGAUUUUUUUUCCAAAAUUUGAGAGUUCCAAACACCUUGUCCUAUGAAUCCACCCAUUCAUUAUGCUUUGAAUUAUUAGAUGAUUGGGGUGGUGUGCAUUAUAGAGAGUAGUUGAUAACGCCCUAGAUGGAUGUUAUUGAACAGAAUUGUGCAGCUUCACCACAAACAAAGGAAUCGAAGGUUCCUUUGUUAAGAACAUAGAAACAGAGUUCCCAAAUGAGCUUGGGUAAGCCAGUUCGAGUUUCAAUUGGAUGGAAAUGAAGGGGAAAUCUCACACCUGGGAGAUUACACGAUCUUUAUAAGGUUUCCUUUGAUAUAAUCGAGUGGGUUUGCUUGAUCAAUAGGCUAUUUUCAGCAAGUUUUGAUGGCAACCAAAACCAAAGCAAACCCACAACGCACUAGUUGGGAAUUUUCUGGGUUUUACUCAAAUCAACUCUGAAUUGUACAAUACACGAUGGAGGCCUUUUAUAGGCUUAAACAGACUCAAACAAAGCUAAACACUAUGGGCAAUUAACCUUAUUCAACAAGGAAACUAAAUUAUAAAGGGUUAGUUGCAUGACCAUUGAGCUAGCUCCUAUAUUAGUGAUUCCCGCAUUUCAUUCUCAUAAACUUGCAAAUUCUAUCCUUUUGCAUGACUUACCUAUAACUAGGGCGAGGGAGGUUCCCCAGUACCUGCUUUCACAUUUUUGCUUUCGUUGUCAGUUAUUACCAUUUAUUCUUCAACCAACCAAAACCUUAUUGACUAGAUAACAACCAAGUGAGAAGUAACCUAGGAUACUGAGGCCCCAUGGAAUCAAACUUGGUUAGUUACUGUACUGUCAACACCAUUUUGAGUUAUACUUGGCUCAAGAUGGAGUAGUUAGCUUAAGUCUUGUGCAUCUAAGACGAGCAUGGUAGGCAUAAUCAUAAGGCUUGAAGUGGAAUUCAUGAAAUGUAAACAAUGAUUUUGAUGGACAUAUUGAAACUAAUGGAUACAAAUAUGAUAACACUAAACUUGGUGUUAUUUACCCUACAUACUUAGGUGUGUUUUGUGCAAGUUCAUGCUCUUAAAUGCUUGAACAUCGUCAAAUACAUCCCUAUUGUGUUCCUAUUUGAUUUUGAUGUGAUUUUAGGGUGUAUUAGUCGAUAUGUGCAAAUUAGGUACAAAACAAGGUCACAAGUGUACAGAAGGGGCAAGCAGCUAAAGAUUGUGGCCUAGAAGCCAAAGAUCAUGAAUGGGAUCACAAGUCGCGAAGACCAGCUCAAGAUUGCGGCCCAGAAGGUAAAGUACUGGAUGCGGCUUCUCAGAGACUCCAUGGUCUUCACCUUGGACUUCACCACAAAUAUGACUUCUACGAAGGGUCAUCGGUGAAGAAUGGAGAUCUCUCCAUUUGAGAUUGAGGAGUCAAGUCCGGGGAAAAGACUUUUAAAGACGCGCUUGUUGGGAGGCAACCCAACGUUUUGGUUUGCGUAUCUUUCCCUUUUACCUUUUGUUUGAAUAAUAGUUUAGUUAGCAC
This is a messenger RNA of Linum trigynum, 3995 nucleotides long. The record is from the annotation of a GenBank genome assembly. Lineage: Eukaryota; Viridiplantae; Streptophyta; Magnoliopsida; Malpighiales; Linaceae.